Pseudo-nitzschia multistriata is the source of this 1139-nucleotide messenger RNA. The record is from the annotation of a GenBank genome assembly. NCBI's taxonomy places the organism in Eukaryota, Bacillariophyta, Bacillariophyceae, Bacillariales, Bacillariaceae.
UAACAACCCGCACUGACGGGUAAGACGAUGUUCCUGGAUUUUUUUUUCAUUUAUCCUUUAAAUCAAGGCGACCAAAUGACGCUACCAGCAAGCAUAGAAUUUAAUAUUUUUUGUUAAUAGUUUUGUUUUCUCUUCCGAACUCAUCUUGCCCAGUAAACAAAUCUUAUAAUACYCUCAUUGUCUCAAAGUUUAUUUAACAAAUAGCUAGACAUUAUAUUUGUGAGAUUUAUAAGUACUUGUUUUUGUCAACGACGUUUGUAGAACGAAACAGCAGUUCGUGGAGGACUAUUUUUGAAAUGUCAUGUAUAUAUGUAUUCGUUAAUUUUCUUUUCUCAUGUUUACUCGCACAUACACCAGAUAAGAAGUUACUUCUUWCUCUCCUCCGAAUAAUUAUCUUUCGAAGAAAACUAGGUUAUAUGAUAGGAACUCAUAAAAUGUCAUCUAUCCGAAAACAAUACAUGCGUGAUAUGAAAGACAAUUCGGUCUCAACCGUAAGAAACCCAGAAUCCCAAUCACCAGAUAUGACCAUGAAUACAUCGAAGGCCAAUGUGGAAGAACCGAAAAAGGUUUCGACCACUGAAGAAUCAGACGAAGCAAUCCAGAAUGGCAAAGAUGACGRAAAAAACGCAGAAAACGUCGAACCUAGCCGUGAAGACAAGGCUCCAAUAACAGGAGACAAAGCAAAGCGUUUCCUUCCGGCGUACAAGAAAGCAAAUGCUGCUCUUACAUUUCCUGAAAAGGUAAGAUCAUUGUGCUCGAGAACUUUGCUCUGUACUGUCUGUUGAACAAGUGAUGAAUCUAACGUUUUCUCCCCACGCCCGAUUGACGAAGAUGAUGAAUUUGAUGAAAUACGUCGACGAGAAAUCCAAGASCGAGAAAGAUUUUUGUAUAUCUUGGUUGCCAGAAGGCAAAGCGUUUGUCAUCUACAACAUCAAAGAGUUCACCAGCAAUGUGAUUCCGAAGUUUUUCAAGGCUUCGAAAUUCUGUUCGUUCACCCGAAAGCGUAAGUAAAGUCUGCUUCAUGCGUUUAAUCGACUAAUUUUCUUUCUUGGCCAAUGCUUUUUUUUUGUCACUUGUACUCAUAUUGAGAUUCUUUCUUCUCGUUCACCAGUUUAUCGUUGGGGCUUCCGUCAACUGAA